CUUUUUUUUUUUUUUAUCUUUUAAGUAAUCCAUGGUGUUUUUCUCUCUUUCUGUAAGAAACCUGCUUUCUUUUCCCUAUAUGCUGUCUUUUUUCUUUCUUGCCUCCACGCUAUUUCUAUAAGCCCUUGUUUAGUGCUUCGCUAGCAAAACCCACCUCCAAAAAAAACACAGCCUCUCUCUCUCUCUCAAGUCUCAACACCACCCCCCCCCCCCCCCCCUCUCUCUUUCCUUCUUUCUCUAGUUGUAUUGUUACAUUCCAAAUCCCCCUAAGUCUACCUUGUGAGACAAAACUUCUGUCCUAUCCUAAAACCUUACCUUCAAUGCAUAUGGAAGGUGCUUAAAGCUUCAGAUUUGGAUCACAGAGAGAUUGAUGUGGGUAUGCCAUUUAGUUUCCCCCUCAUUUCUUGCGGUUUCCAUUACUAGUGAAAAGAAGAACACAGAAAGCUUACUAGUCAUCUAACUCCAUCCACCAUUUUCUCUCUCGUGAUAAAUAGGUUCUAGUUUCUAUUUGUUCUUAAACGUGGACAAUUUUCGAGAAAACUCCCAAGUUCAAGAAAGCAACCACCUUUAACACCAAUCAUUUAGUCUUCCUAAUUAUCCUGUCUUGUUCCUUCUUUUUGGGUCAGCGAAAAAACAGCCAGAAAAACUAAAAUAACAACCAAAAAAGAAGAGAGAAAACUAGAAAUGGAACUUUCAAGUCAUGAAGUAGAAAUUCCAAUCCCGAUAAACAGUGCAUAUGGUGGGGGACAUGGGCAUGGGCAUGGGCACAUGAUCCACCAUGAUCCUGCACCCCACAACCACAUCAUGCCUUCAUCAGCACCACAGAUCUCCUCCAAUGGCCCCCCAUUACCCACAAGCCUGGAGGAACAUAUGCCCUACAAGAAAGUGGUGCGGUACAAAGAAUGCCUCAAGAACCAUGCAGCAGCAAUGGGAGGGAAUGCAACUGAUGGGUGUGGUGAAUUCAUGCCCAAUGGUGAAGAGGGUACUAUAGAAGCACUCAAUUGUUCUGCCUGCAACUGCCACAGAAACUUCCACAGAAAAGAAGUUGAGGGUGAGCCCUCUUCGUGUGACUGCCACCAUAGCCCACAUCUCAACAGGAUUGGGAGGAAAUUCAUCUUUGGCCAUCAUAAAAAUAUAGUACCGCCUGAGGCUUUAGGGUACCCUACAGCUACUGGUACCUUUAUAUCUUCAAGACCAGGAGCGCCCCACCAAAUGAUAAUGCCCUACAACAUAGGAUCCCUCCCGUCAGAGUCUGAUGAGCAGGAAGAUGGCGGAGGUGCAGUCGUGGUCAGGCCUCCGCAGCUUGCAAAGAAGAGGUUCAGGACAAAGUUCACACAGGAACAGAAGGAGAAAAUGCUGAACUUCGCUGAGAAAGUCGGGUGGAAAAUCCAGAAGCAGGAAGAGGCUGCGGUGCAACAGUUCUGCCAAGAGAUUGGAGUCAAGAGAAGAGUCCUUAAGGUUUGGAUGCACAACAACAAGCACAAUCUAGCCAAGAAGAACCCUCCCGCUCCUUAAAGUUAACACCAUAUAUAACAUUAAUAUAUAUCCCCCACACCACACCCCAUCCCCACCCCCAACCGCCCACGCCCCCCCAACAACACACCGCGGGCAGCGAGAUAGCCGCGGAAUGCAUGUGGUUCUCUUAGUUUUUAAGUCUCUAGUACACCAUAUUUUAUAAUCCUUUUCUUCUCUGUGGGUACGUUAUUUGAAAUCUCUUACUAUUUUAAGAAUAGUGGUUAUGCAAUAGUUUUGCGAAAUUGAGUUUAAUUAAUGGUAGAUUUUGAGUAGUGGGUAAUUUGUUCUUGUUUAAUCCCUACGCAGUAGGAACUGUUCGAGAUGUUCGCUCAGAGUCUGAGAUACAGUACUGAUGUAUCCAAUUUACUUUUAAGGAAAAGCUACCUAAUUUUCGAAUA
Messenger RNA from Carya illinoinensis, 1913 nucleotides. RefSeq names its product zinc-finger homeodomain protein 4-like. Gene Ontology annotation, cellular component: nucleus. Gene Ontology annotation, molecular function: transcription cis-regulatory region binding; DNA-binding transcription factor activity. The transcript has 2 exons. The coding region runs from base 685 to 1515 and encodes 276 amino acids. The record is from RefSeq and is a predicted model, not a curated record. Lineage: Eukaryota; Viridiplantae; Streptophyta; Magnoliopsida; Fagales; Juglandaceae. Gene Ontology annotation, biological process: regulation of DNA-templated transcription; regulation of developmental process.